GAUGUAGACCCCUGAUUACUAUGCGCUAGAUAUCCACCUAAGUACUUAGGCAGAGGUGCCAAGCUUUGCAUUUUCUAUAUCGGGUUGCUUAGCCGCAGAUCAAAACUGGUCCGGCGGGAUCAUGCCGAACGGUGCAGGUAGUCUUAGACUUAGGAAUAUGAUUAUAUCGACAUAAAUUUCCUUCUGAAGAUGAAUUUGUGUGCUUUACUGCUUCUACCACCUGAAAUACUAUACCUGGGUAUCUUCCAAUAUCUUUCAAGUCCUCUUUCAUAUAAUCAUCCUGUUCAGAGGUAAAUAUCGUGAAACUGCACCGUCAUGCUAGCAGAUCGGGUGAGCAGAACGAGUUGCAAUCCAUCUCGAGAAAAUUCAAAUUCUGCCAAUCGCGCUAAGAACGGCACGAAGUUGGUCUGGGUUUCUGACCUAGGCGCCUCGCAGAACGCGAUCAAGUCUCAUGUCGCAAAAGCAACACACGCAGAAGCUAGGAGGAGACGUGUUAUCGAGUACCAAAACCAGAGACGGGCCAAAAUAUCCAUUAACGCCGAUACACUUGAGCGAAGACCACCACCGACUAGCGCUGUACCUAGAAACUUGGGAUGUCAAUUUGGAAUUUCAGUAUCACAAUUCGAGCGCUUCCUUGUAGGCCACUAUAUACACACAAUUAUCGAUCAUACUGGUAGACAUUCUCAUUUAUACCAUUCUGCAGCUAUGCAGGAUUGGAUCCCGACCGCAAUUGGGGACCAUGGUAUGAGAAUGGGCCUGUUCCUCUGUGCUUGCCGUAGCCUCUAUCUUCGCACUGGUAUUCCUCGCUAUUACCAAUAUGCUCUGCAGUAUAAGGCGAUUUGCUUGGGCAUUUUGGGCCAAGCAGUCAAGGCGAUGCUCGAGAUUACGGAGGUUAAAUCCGUGAAAGAAGCGACAAUUUCGACUGCGCUGCAACUCGCUUCGGAUGGAUUUGCGACGGGGGAUUUUACUGCGUGGAAGAGUCAUAUUGACGCUAUAGAUCAAAUGGUCGGAUUAAAUGGUGGAUUAAGAAAUGUUACAGGAAUGAAUGGAUUUUUAAGAAAGAUGAUAGAAGCACUUGUGGCGAAGCAUGAACGGAAUCAAGUAUUAACGAUCAAGGUGAAUAGGGAAAACGUCACUCAGAUAUAUACGAUGGAGUACUUUUUUAGUUGUUCGAAUAUCUGUAUAACGUAGAGAAUUGAAGCUGUUACAUACCUAGGUACCUACCAGGGUAAUUAUUAAUAUGAAUGGUCUCGACUAUGACGUUUCAGGUUAAUGCUUAGCAAGUCUGGUACCUAGUCAAAACAACAAUAAGCCACUGUCAACUUCUUGUAA
Messenger RNA from Hypoxylon trugodes, 1332 nucleotides. RefSeq lists its product as uncharacterized. The transcript is spliced from 4 exons. NCBI's taxonomy places the organism in Eukaryota, Fungi, Ascomycota, Sordariomycetes, Xylariales, Hypoxylaceae. The record is from RefSeq and is a predicted model, not a curated record. The coding region runs from base 316 to 1191 and encodes 291 amino acids.